Messenger RNA from Mycena citricolor, 2178 nucleotides. The record is from the annotation of a GenBank genome assembly. Lineage: Eukaryota; Fungi; Basidiomycota; Agaricomycetes; Agaricales; Mycenaceae.
AUGCCGCUCACCAGACCGACGAUCCUCAUUGCCCUCCCCGUCGAGCUCCUCGAACUCAUCUUGUCACACCUUCCGCGACGAGCGGACCUAUUCUCUCUGGCACAGACGUCCCGAUACCUGCACUGCGUCAUUGUACCAGGGCACCUGUACAUUCGAGAGAUACAAGCUGACUUGGACGACGCUGUGUGGACACUGCUAGCCCUUCGGCCAUACCUUGCUGCACGCGUCCACCGCAUCGACAUUCGCACCGCCCACAGGAAGCGAUGGGGAUAUACGGCGCUCUUGAAUGAGAUGUAUUCAAUAUCUGGAACUCCGCAAGGAUCAGCAGACAAGGGUACAUGGCUAGUGAAAGCGAUACCUAACAUGCACAAUUUGCGGCGUUUCUCCUUUGAUCACACCGGCACACAUGCAAACCUCAAUCCGAAUGGCCUUUUCCAGUCGCUGGGGAUAGCGAGUUCCUUUCUCGAGAAGGUGGAGUUGCGCAUUGGGGGAUCUUUCGACGCAAGCUCGCUGAAGACGUUCAUCCUCACCGUGACCUCGCUUCCGUCAUUGGCAACGACACGGUCCAGCGUCUUUGCCCCCAUCUUCGACAUGCUGCAGUCGAACCCCAAUCUCGAGCGCCUUGAGAUCGACUGUCUUGCAUACGGCCCCCGCGCUGACCUCUCCACCCCUCUGGCAUCUCUCCGCCUUCACCAUCUCCGGCGUGUCUUACUUCAGGGCAAUCUCCAGAUUACUCCCCAGGCUCUGUGUGACUUCCUCGCACACCACCAGGGCAUUGAAGAUCUGAGCCUGCCGGCGACAACAGACGUGCUUAUUCCUUCAAUUCUCAGUUUGAGACCUAUUCUGCUUGGAUCACCUCCCGUGUGCCGCUAUUUCUCGCUCUCAUCUCCUGUUUCGUCGACUUUCGGCCGCAAGAAUCUCGUCCGAGGUGGCCAGAACCUGACACUCCGCUGGCGCCGUCUGGAGCAGUCCGUUCGGGGCAGGGAAGCCCAAGAAAGCGAGAUGUCACGACUCAGCGGACUCCAGGAAGAUGCUGAAUCCACUAUGGGCGCGGUCGUCGGAGCGUCACCGAUCGGACAGGGUGUCGAUGGGUACUUUCGCGGCUUCAAGGUCCCAGAGAUGCCCAAAGCGCCUGAGUCGGAUGAAUGCUGCAUGUCAGGCUGCGCCGUCUGCGUCUACGAUCUGUACGACGAAUCUAUGACGACGUAUCGCGCGUCAGUCGAAGUCUUGCGCAUACAGCUCGCCGACGCACACAUCCCGGAAAUAGAUUGGCCCUCUUCAGUGAGAUUGGAACAGAAGAGAGUCAAUGCGGUUGGGGGAGGAGCAGGUGAUAGUCGAAGCGCCGCGCUGAGCGCCUUUGAACAGCUGGAGAUAACUCUGGCAAACAAGAGAAAGGGACAGGCAGAUGAACCUACCGCCUCAGCUCCUUCUGUGUAGCGCACUCUCGUCCGAUCGGAUGCCUCCUUGCCAAAUAGAUUCACCAAUGUUCUAAGAGUCGCUCGCGUCUCGGCCUGCGCAGGCAGCGAAAGUUUGGUGCAGACGACCCCACUAGCGCGCGUUGUCCUCUCAUCAGCCCUCAAUCUGAGUGAUUCUCAAGGUGGGCGGUGUGAGGGCUCACCUGCGGGCUACACAUCUGGGCGCACUCCCAUUCCAGCCAGUUCCCUCUUCCUUACCACUGCAAUACCCUGCAAGCAUUCGGCGGUGCCUUCCUCAGCCUGCAGCCAGUUGUGUGAUAAGAUGUACAGUGUGAGACGCCUGUCUGGUGUUGGCAAUAGGGGGCUGGGUCAGUGUUCGAAGCCACGCAGCCGGCUUGACCUCGAGAUACUGAACUUUGCUAGCGCUUUGGUCUAUCCCUCCUGAUAGAAUCCACGACGUGGUUACAAUGAUGCCAGUUCUUGCAAUCUGUGAUGAGUCGCCUGAAUGAAGUACAGUCCCGCACCUGUUGACUUGGUUAUGCGGUUGUUCGUUUGUGUCUCUGCCGUUCGUAGCGCACAGCGUGUGAUCGAUCGAGCGCAGUCUGCGAUUCAGAGAUAGGGUCGUUGGCCCGCCGUUUAAACGCUUGUACAGUGUCAUCACAAGGGCUACGAUAACGAUCCGACGGUCCGAUUAAGACAUGGACAAAAUGACUACAUAUCGACAGUCUGGCGUCGGAAUCGCAUGUCUCGCACCUCUAGGUCC